CCAUAGAAAGCAUUUGGAACUGGCUACAAAUCCAAAAGCUCAGCCCCAGUCCAGAAGUGCUUUUCAUUGCCCAGGUCUCUGCCUGUCCUCAUGUUUCAGUGAGUGUUGAGGAGCACCAGCAGAUGGGGCUGAAAUGCUGCAGAGUGAAACACUUCCAGCACAGAGUGAACAUCAGGAGAGGGGGAAUGUCGGUGAGUUUGAGCACCCAGUUAACUCCUGCUGUCUGCUGAAUUUUCCAGAAGAGGAUGCCCUGCUGCAGGAGGAGCCAGGAGGCAAAGAAGAGGCACCACAAAUUGUGGAUUUGGAGCAGCUGGUGCCCGUGGGGGGUGUGUACCACAUCUCUGCCCUGCAGCUGCCACCCCAGGCCCAGGACGUCGGGGACUGGACCAUGGUGGAGCUGCUGGAUAUUGGAUUGGAGGUGUAUCCAUAUUCCUCAGGAGAGGCUGAAGAUGGCACACAGGAAGCAGUACGGAUAACCCUGAGGCUCCCUGAUAAUGUGAUUUAUUUUAAAGUGCCUGUACUAGCCCGAUGGGAUCCUGCAGGCCAGCAGUGGAGAACUGGUGGCAUCAGCAAGAUAACCUAUGAAGCAGAAGAAAAGAGCAUCACCUUUAGUAUGGGUGCCUUUUAUACAGUAGCCCUUCUCCAGGAUGCUCAUCUGAACCUGCCCUAUCAGGCCUGGGAAUUGCAUCCUACUGGUGUGGAUGAAGGACUCUUCACAGUUACUGCAGUCUUUGCAACCAUUCAGAUACAAAUUAAGGUACUGUCAAUAACUUUUUAA
This is a messenger RNA of Onychostruthus taczanowskii (white-rumped snowfinch), 778 nucleotides long. Its product is annotated as dynein intermediate chain CFAP94, axonemal-like. The coding region runs from base 134 to 778 and encodes 214 amino acids. The transcript has 3 exons. Gene Ontology annotation, molecular function: beta-tubulin binding; microtubule binding. Lineage: Eukaryota; Metazoa; Chordata; Aves; Passeriformes; Passeridae. Gene Ontology annotation, cellular component: axoneme. The record is from RefSeq and is a predicted model, not a curated record.